Messenger RNA from Exophiala dermatitidis NIH/UT8656, 1137 nucleotides. RefSeq names its product sphingolipid delta-4 desaturase. The transcript has a single exon. The record is from RefSeq and is a predicted model, not a curated record. Gene Ontology annotation, molecular function: sphingolipid delta-4 desaturase activity. NCBI's taxonomy places the organism in Eukaryota, Fungi, Ascomycota, Eurotiomycetes, Chaetothyriales, Herpotrichiellaceae. Gene Ontology annotation, cellular component: membrane. Gene Ontology annotation, biological process: ceramide biosynthetic process. The coding region runs from base 1 to 1137 and encodes 378 amino acids.
AUGUCGACGGCCACCGAAACGCAGUCCUUCCGCCGGCUUCGGCCGACAUCCGGGCAGGUUGUAAAGGAGGACCAGGACAAGAGGAUAGGAGACAAGGCAGAUCAGGGGCAGAAGAGCAUCGAGGACAAAUUCUUUUGGACCUAUACCGAAGAACCGCACCGGACGCGGCGACAGGCCAUUAUCAAAGCACACAAGGAAGUCCUGCAACUGUGUGGUCCAGAACCACUCACCAAGUACCUGGUGCUUUCCGUCGUUAUCCUCCAGAUCAUCUGUGCCGGCCUUCUCAGAAACUCACCAGUAUUUUCCUGGCCAUUCCUCCUCACCGCUUACUUCAUCGGAGCCACGGCAAACCAGAAUCUGUUCCUGGCCAUCCACGAAAUCAGUCACAACCUUGCCUUCCGCCGGCCACUAUACAACAGGCUCCUGGCCAUUUUUGCCAACCUGCCCAUUGGAGUUCCGUAUUCUGCUGGAUUCCGACAGUACCAUUUAACCCAUCACAAAUCCUUGGGGGUAGAUGGCGUCGAUACCGAUCUUCCCACUGCAUUGGAAGCUAUCUUUCUCGACUCGGUCUUUGGGAAGGCCUUCUUCUGCACCUUCCAGCUCCUCUUCUAUGCCAUCAGACCCAUGAUGAUUUACAAAAUACCCUUUGGACCGAUCCAUUACUGCAAUAUCGCUGCGCAGAUCGUCUUUGAUGUCGUCCUGGUCCGGUAUUUGGGCCCAAAGGCUCUUGUUUAUCUCCUUAUGAGCUCGUUUCUAGCUGGCUCCCUCCAUCCUUGCGCGGCACACUUUAUCUCGGAGCACUAUGUCUUCGCCAAGUCGACCAUGCGAGACGGGAUGGUGCCUAAGGAUGUCCCGAUACCGGAGACCUUCUCAUACUAUGGUCCACUGAAUAUCCUGACCUACAAUGUCGGUUAUCAUAACGAACAUCACGAUUUCCCUGCCAUCCCGUGGACCAGGUUGCCCAAGGUCUACGAGAUAGCUCGAGAAUUCUAUGAUCCUUUGCCUUGCCACAAAAGCUGGCCUCUGGUGUUGUGGCAGUUCAUCACCGAUAAAGAAGUCGGGAUGUGGUGCAGGGUCAAGCGCUCGGAAGGUGGACGUAUCGUUGGGGGUUGGCGUGACACUGAGAUACAGAGUUGA